Molecule: messenger RNA, 1179 nt
Organism: Menidia menidia (Atlantic silverside)
Lineage: Eukaryota; Metazoa; Chordata; Actinopteri; Atheriniformes; Atherinopsidae
Source: the annotation of a GenBank genome assembly
AUGAACACGAAACGGUUCUGGCCUCUCAGGGACCGGCUGGACAGUAUGCCGAUGACCACCGAGCCGGCCACCAGCACGGCGCUGGUGGCGAAGAGGAUGUGGAAGAUGAAGAUGAGGAAGUCUUCCGGGGUGUCGAAAUCCACCGACAGAGGGACGGUGGCAUUGAGGAGCAUCCUGAGGCUCCCGCAGAGCACCGUGCGCACUACAUGUGAACCCGAGCCCCCCUCUGCGCCCUGCACUCCCGCCGCACCGAUGAGAAACUUUAGUUUCGGAGUCUGGGCUCCCGUGCUUCCCCUCACCAGCUUCGGCAACGUCUUGCUCUUCCUCUUCAGCAUUUUCCUGGCCGCCUCCAUCGUGGUCCUGAACGUGUCCGUGUUCGCCUCCAUCCUGCUGGACGGCGCGCUGCGCAGCGAGAACCGCUUCAUGUACAUGCUGAGCACCUGCCUCAGCGACACCUGCACGGGCGUGUCCUACUACUAUGUCGGGGUCCUGGACGUCAGGGACAGUUUCGACUCCCCGACCAGGACCUUCCACGUGGUGCCCACCUUCCUGGGCCUGUCUUUCAUGGCCGUCCUGGCCGCGCAGGCGGACAGGUACAACGCCAUAGUGUCGCCCUUCACCUACUCCCGGCGCAUGACCCGAAACAGGACCGUGCUGGUCAUCUGCGCGUACUGGGCCUACGCCUUCUUCAUCGUGGCCGUGAGUAACCUGGUCACCGCCGGGAUGGCCGGUCGAAUCACGAGCAUCGGGACGAUGGUGGCCAACAUAGUGACCGUGGUCAUAAUGAUAGGGCUGAACAUCAGGCUGUUCAUCGUCGCCAUGUUCCAGCUGGGCCGGGAGCCGCCCUCGGAGGAGAGGGACAGCAAGCGCUCCUCCGUCUACCUCAUCCUGGUGGUGGUGGUGUUUUUCUUGGGGGCCUGGAUCCCCCUGUUCUGCCACAUGAUCGUGUGCAAUUUCACCGGCACCGUCUGCAACAGCCCCAAGAACGAGGGCACCGACCCCCUCCGCAUCCUGCCCCGGGUCAACGCCGUCAUCACCCCCAUCAUCUACAUCAGAGGCUGCGGCGCGCUCAGAGACACGCUCUUCUCCAAGAGCUGCAUUCAGCUGCACACUUUUUUUUUCGUGGCUCAGUCGUGCUGCUGGAAGAGGGGGGUAAAGUUACCAGGGGUCCUGCCUUAA